Messenger RNA from Macadamia integrifolia, 1609 nucleotides. RefSeq names its product DNA replication complex GINS protein SLD5-like. The transcript is spliced from 7 exons. The record is from RefSeq and is a predicted model, not a curated record. Gene Ontology annotation, cellular component: GINS complex. The coding region runs from base 596 to 1261 and encodes 221 amino acids. Gene Ontology annotation, biological process: double-strand break repair via break-induced replication; DNA-templated DNA replication. NCBI's taxonomy places the organism in Eukaryota, Viridiplantae, Streptophyta, Magnoliopsida, Proteales, Proteaceae.
ACCUGUUCCUUUUUAUUUAGAUUUUCUUCCUAUUUUCCAAUUGAUUUUCCAUGAGGGAUCAGAGUUCUGAAAUCUGCUGCAAUUGGAGACCAAUGAAUUGUGAAUCCUCCCUCUGUUCCUUCUUCUUCGGAUUCAUUCAGGUUAGCGGGUCAGAUCCUAAAACAACACAUUGGCCAAAGUGUUGUUUGGGGAAAAAAAGUUUUGAAAAAGGGGUUUGUGUCUCAGCAUAGGAUUAGAAUGGAACACGUGUCGCAAGGAGGUAAGGAAUUGGUAGAAAAUUGGUGGGUGAAGAAUUGAAGACGAGCCAAAUCCUGAGCUAUAUCCAUCAGAAAGUAUCAAAAGUUGAACUAAUGGCUCAGAUAUGGUGGUUUGGAAAAGGACGUGAGAUGAGUUCGAAUUUUACAUGGCACUUCUGAAAAGGGGAAUUUAAGAAAUGGAAAGAAAUCUGACCUAAAACCCAGCCCAAUUCCAUCAUUUCCAAAUCAAGGGACCUGCAAAUCCAGUUCAAAUCAAGGAGCUUCAAAUCCGCUGCUGCAAAGGGAUCCGUUGCAAAGGGGCUUCGUUCAUCUCUGAAACAGAGACAGAAAGAAAGAAAAUGGCGCAUGGUUCGGAAGAGGGGCUAGGAUUUUCGAGCGAAGAUUAUGAUUCGCUAAUUGCGACCACUGAUGUGGAGCUCUUGAAGCGGGCAUGGCGGAAUGAGAAAGCUUCUCCUGAAAUUCUUCAGUUCCAGGAUAGUUUGGUACAGAGAUCUAGAGAGCAGAUUCAGUUGAUGGAAGAUACUAUGGAGGAAUUUGCCAAAAAUGGUACGGAUCCGCUCACUGUCUCUCUGUACCAGAUGGAUUUAGAUAGGGCAUUGUUCCUCUUAAGAUCGUAUCUUCGGACUCGCCUUCAAAAGAUUGAGAAGUACUUUAUCCACAUUUCAAAAUCUGAAUUGUGGAACCGGCUUUCUGAACAAGAGCAUAAGUUUGCUAAAAAGUGCAUGGAUUAUAUGGAAAAACAUCUCCAAAAAUCUGUUUUGUCUCAUUUACCUUAUGGUUAUCAGUCCAUUCUGAGGCAAUCUAUAUCUAGUGAAGAAGAUGACAUGGUCCCAGAGCCUCAGUUGGACACCUUUGUCUUCUGCAAAAGCAAGGGUUCUGUGGGAGCUUUCCAGCUUGAUGAUAGUGGGGAUGAGAUUGUGGACCUAGUUGCAGAUGAUCUAUAUGUACUACGUUACAAGUCAAUAAAGGCACUCAUAGAGAGUGGGCAAAUUGACCUUGUGUAACAAAAGUUGGCAUCUUCCAGGUGAAGUCAUUUGCAGUGUAAGCCAUGGCAGGUUUGUAAGGAUCUAUGAAAAGGCCAGGAAGGAGCAGAUGGCUUUCUUUUGUACCCUUAGAAGUGUAGUGGUGAGUAUGUGCUUGAAGCAACCCAUGUGUGGAUAUACCAUUCUCAUCCCUACACUCUGAAUUGUUUUCUUGGGCAGCACAUGCGAUGCUCUAAUGUUUCAGGACAUAAUCAUGUAGCUCAAAGUUUUGUUUUGUUGAUGACAUCGUUUAAUCUCCUCUUUCUGUAAAUUUUUUGUUCUUGAAUUUUGAGUUUGUUGACAAAUUCUAAAGGUUGCAUUUUCCGGUCA